This is a messenger RNA of Striga asiatica, 798 nucleotides long. NCBI's taxonomy places the organism in Eukaryota, Viridiplantae, Streptophyta, Magnoliopsida, Lamiales, Orobanchaceae. The record is from the annotation of a GenBank genome assembly.
AUGGACAAGGCCCAAGAUUGGGUGAUUGAGGUCCAGAUAAGUUAUUGGGACGAGCCCAUUAUCAACAGGUCGGAGAAAAAGGAAGAUGUGGUUGAGGAAAAAAAGGAAGAACCUUUGGUAAAAAUUUCCGAACAAGCUCCGGCUAAGGUAGAGGAAGCCAAGGAAGAAGCCGUUCAAGCCGAGACCAAGCCAGCUGAGGAAGCCAAAGAAGAAGCUGAAAAGGAAGCCAUUCAAGCCGAGACUAAGCCGGCUGAGGAAGCCAAGGAGGAAAAAAAGAAUCUCAGUAUCAUCAGCCAAUGCACCAAUCACCCAAUAAACCAUGCUCUGAAACAUGGCAUCCAGCAGCCCGUAACUAAAAUACAACACAAAUGGGCCCGCAAAUUCACCGCCGUCCCUAAAAUCCAACCUCUGUUCCGGCAAGUCAACACGGCUAUAAUCGAGCUGCUUCACGAGCCCACCACUCCAAAUGGCCGUCCCAAAUACAGCCACAAGCCCAACACCAAAAAGCCCACGAGCCCGUCUACUCUUGAAACUAAAAUCCAUCACAAAACCGAUAAACACAGAACCGAUCAUUUGUGCUCCCCAAUAGAACACGUUGUUCAAACCCCUCGUUCGAAGAUUAAACAACACGCCAUUCACAUUCGUAAAUUGAUAGCUAUCUCACGAGCCUCAACCCGAAUGCUCGAGUAUUUGAUGUUCGUGCAGCGUGACCCGUCUUCCCGUAAGACCCGACCCGGAUGGAGAAUUGAGAGGGAAAGAACAGUUCCGAUUGACAUGAAAGCCAUGAAGCCUAUAUAA